This is a messenger RNA of Trichomonas vaginalis G3, 261 nucleotides long. RefSeq lists its product as uncharacterized. The transcript has a single exon. The coding region runs from base 1 to 261 and encodes 86 amino acids. The record is from RefSeq and is a predicted model, not a curated record. Lineage: Eukaryota; Parabasalia; Trichomonadida; Trichomonadidae.
AUGUCACAACGAUUCGCAUUUGUUAGUAAUGCUCAAUCGACUCCAUCUAAACAUUGCCCUGUAUGCAAUUUCACAGGGCGUGGAUGGCAAAAAUUUCCAAAACCUUCAACAUGUGGUAAAGUAUCAGCCGGAUUACUUGCUUUUUGCUGCUGUUGUUGCUUACCUUUUUGUUGUGAUUGUUCAAUCAAAUGGGAGUGGAUGUGUCCAGCUUGCCACCAUCUACAUUCAGAGGAUGAUGUUGGGAGUGAUGAAGCUUUGUAA